Cooperia oncophora is the source of this 591-nucleotide messenger RNA. The record is from the annotation of a GenBank genome assembly. Lineage: Eukaryota; Metazoa; Nematoda; Chromadorea; Rhabditida; Trichostrongylidae.
AUGUGCUUUCCGAUUCCCGACCUACAGGAUGAGUAUAUGUCGUCCCCUGCGGAAUGCAUUUCUCAUCUGAUCGUUCGUGAAGGAGAAGGUUCUUUGUCGUCUGAAUUGCGAGGAUUAGGGAGCCUUUUGGCUGCUAAUGGAGAAAUUUUCGCAAAAGGAAUCAGCCUUUUUCAAAUAGUAGUCAGCCUCAGCGAUGAUGGUCUCAGUCACAUUGAGGAAGUGAUUAGCCUAGUGUUCAACCAUAUUGGGCUACUUAGACGUAGUGGCGCAAUCGAUUGGAUUCAUGAUGAACUUCGAAAAUUAAGCGAGAUCAGUUUUCGCUUUAUGGAGAAAAUUGAUCCAGCAGCUGCGGUCAUCGCAUAUUCUUCUAAUUUACAGCGUAUUCCUUUCCGAGACAUUCUGUCGUGGAAUCUUCUUCGGACGGAGUACAAACCUGAUAGAAUUAUGGAAAUAAUCGAGAUGUUGUCUCCGAAGAACAUGUUCUACGUUGUAAGUGCGAGAGAGUACAGUGGUCAGGAGGGCAAUAUUCACGAGCCGAUUUUUGGGACAGAGAUGCGAAUCCUAGAUAUAAACGAGGUGAGUUUUUCGUGA